GUCAGAAUACAUAGAUGAUGAUGCUCUCAUCCCCAAAAACACAUCGGUCAUCAUCAGACGGGUCCCUGCGGCUGGCCUGAAGUCCUCCAACAGAAGAUUUGUUGGACAUCAAGCUGGACCAUCAGCUAAAUCUUCUCAAACAGGUGAUUCUUCACUCCUCUCACUGGAGCAGCUGUUGAAGGUUUCAGAGUCGACUCACCUACGACUCGCUCCAGUUUGAGGGCCUCAACAUCACUGUGGGAGAGCUGAAGCGGCAGAUCAUGAGGCGCGAGAGGCUGAAGUUCUGCCAGCUGAAGAUCAGCAAAGCCCAAACUGAUGAAGAAUACACAGAUGAUGAUGCUCUCAUCCCCAAAAACACAUCUGUCAUCAUCAGACGGGUCCCUGCGGCUGGACUGAAGUCCUCCAACAGAAGAUUUGUUGGACAUCAAGCUGGACCAUCAGCUAAAUCUUCUCAAACAGGUGAUUCUUCACUCCUCUCACUGGAGCAGCUGUUGAAGGUAUUGAACAAAUGAUUAAUUCACCCCACUGUGCUGCUCUGUAUUGAACUGCAGUGUUUGCAUUUGAGGAGUCAUAAUGACAUGUAGUGCAGAAUAUCAAUA
This is a messenger RNA of Danio rerio (zebrafish), 599 nucleotides long. Lineage: Eukaryota; Metazoa; Chordata; Actinopteri; Cypriniformes; Danionidae. The record is from RefSeq and is a predicted model, not a curated record.